This is a messenger RNA of Arctia plantaginis, 2853 nucleotides long. Lineage: Eukaryota; Metazoa; Arthropoda; Insecta; Lepidoptera; Erebidae. The record is from the annotation of a GenBank genome assembly.
AUGUUAAAAUUCUACGAUAGUCCUUUGUUAAGACAGUAUGCUGUUGUUAUAGUUGUAAACCUCUGCGUGUUAGCCACCGGUACUGGCGUAGUGUGGCCUUCUCCAGUCCUGGUGAAGCUGAACAAUAGUACACAGCCGGUUCUCUCAAGACCCAUCACUGAAGAGGAAGGAUCAUGGAUCGUGUCUAUAGGAAGCAUAUCAGGAAUAGCAUCAAACUUCUUGAUAGCUUUUCUCGUGGACAUAGUAGGAAGAAAAUAUGGGUUAAUUCUGGCAUGCCUGCCGAAGUUAGUGGCAGGGUUUAUCUUCAUAUUUGCCACUGAGGUAUGGUUGGUGCUACUCGGCAGAGCACUGGUGGGCAUAUCUGAUUCCGCGAUAUUUACUUUAGUUCCGAUGUAUGCUUCGGAAAUUGCUAGUAAAGAUAUUCGUGGAGGACUUGGUACAAUCCUUCAAAUAAUGUGUUCCUUUGGGGUCGUAAUUAUGUUAAGCUUAGGCCCUUUUAUAUCCUAUAUAAAUUUGAAUAUUACUUAUACCUGUAUAAAUUUAUUAACUACGAUACCUCUGUUUAUACUACCUGAUAGCCCCUAUUUUCUCUAUUCAAAAGGUAGAACAGCAGAAGCUUUAAAGGUCCUCACUUUCUGUAGAGGCUCUGAAGCUUUGGCACACGAAGAAUUAAAAGAGUACGAAGCAGUCGAUGGAAAGGACGCAAAAAUUAACAAAAGAGAUAUUUUUGCAAACAAGUUAUUCCAAAAAUCACUAAUUUUAGUCGUCAUAUUCAGCAUAGGAUGUCAAUUUGCUGGGUUUAAUGCUGUCUCAUUUUAUUUACAAACUGUAUUGGAGUCUACUCAAACGUCAGUCAAACCAGAAUUUGCUUCAGUCAUUAUUGGAGUCAUUCAGCUAGUUGCGAGUUUUGGAACGACAUUUAUGACAGAUAAAUUUGGAAGAAAACCUAUUUUAACGGUAACUGGUUUUGGAAUGGCUCUUGGAAUGCUCGGCCUGGGCAUUUUCUUCAAAUUAAAGGAAACUGUUCCUGUGACCGGUUUCUUAAACUAUGUUCCUCUCAUAUCACUUAUUUUGGUUGUCUACAGCUUCAGUGCAGGCUUAGGUUCCCUAUUCUGGGUGGUGGGAGCGGAAUUGUUCGACGACAAAUCCCGAGGAAUCGGCAUGUCUAUAUGUCUGAUGGCUACUACCAUUGCUAUGUUUUUAACGACUAAAUAUUUUGCUUUCUUCACAUCGGCCAUAGGUGCAGCACUCACAUACUGGAUAUUCAGUAUAAAUUGUGUACUAAUGUGUUUGUUUAUCAUGUUUUUUAUACCUGAAACUAAAGCCGCAAUGGCUGCUAUUAGGCUGAUUGCGUUAGUGUUGGCUGUUUCUGCAGUCACACUUUGUGAUAUGUCCGACGGUAAUGAAACAAUAAUGAGACCUAUUCCUGAAGGAUUAAAGUUAGGUGUGGCGACUAGCAAUUAUCAAAUUGAAGGUGCUUGGAAUGUUUCAGGUAAGACCCCAAGCAUUUGGGACACUUACUGCCAUACAACAGACAGAAUAAAAGAUGGCUCAACCGGUGAUGAUGCGUGUAAAUCUUACGAAUUCUACCAACGAGAUAUUCAGAUGAUGAAAUACUUGGGGAUCGACUUCUAUAGAUUCUCUAUCGCAUGGACUAGAGUUUUACCUAGUGGUUUUGCUAAUAUUAUUAAUCAAGAUGGUAUCGACUACUACAACAGGCUCAUUGAUGAAUUAAUAGCAAAUGGAAUUGAACCAAUGGUGACGAUGUAUCAUUGGGAUUUGCCACAAACUUUGCAAGAUCUUGGUGGUUGGACAAACCCUUUUAUUACGGAAUGGUUCGAAGAUUACGCAAGAGUUUUAUAUGAAGCAUACGGGGAUCGGGUCAAGACAUGGAUAACUAUAAACGAACCGAAACAGUUGGCAAUAUUUGGCUAUGGGAUGACAAGAUUUGCUCCUGAUAUGGUAUCACCAGGAAUAGGUGAUUAUAUGGCAGUAAAGAAUAUUCUUCUGGCGCAUGCUAGAGCCUAUCAUUUGUAUGACAAAGUAUACAGAAAAGAACAAAAAGGUGUUUGUGGUAUCACAAUAGCAACAGAUUUUCGUGAAGGUGCAACAAAUUCUUCCGCUGAUAUUGAACUCGGUAACUUGGCCAUGGAUUUUGAAGUCGGAUUAUACAGUCAUCCUAUAUUUUCGACCACUGGAGGAUUCCCUAAGGAUGCGGUCAAACGUGUUGCUGAAAAGAGUGCCCAACAGGGCUUUCCCAGGACUAGACUGCCGCAAUUAACGCAUGAAGAAGCGGAGUAUAUAAAAGGUACAAGUGACUUUUUCGGGUUCAACCAUUACUCUACUAAGUUCUAUACUGAAAAGGGUUACACCCAAGGAAGCUUUCCAAUACCUUCAUAUGAUGACGAUAUUGGAGGAUUGACUUCAUACCUGAACUAUAAGCAAGCUCCUGUUAUUCAUAGUACGGCAAUACCAAAUGGCAUGCGAAAAGCCCUUAAUUGGGUGAGGGAGACAUGCAACAACCCCCGUAUCCUGAUUACAGAAAAUGGCUACGGCGACUUAGGAGGUGCAGACGACGAAGACAGAGUACAAUACUAUAAAGACUAUUUAGGCGCUGUGUUAAGCGCUAUCGAAGACGGCUGCAAUGUGGCGACUUUCACAGCUUGGAGUCUCAUGGACAAUUUUGAAUGGGAUGGUGGCUACGGGCCAAAAUUCGGAUUGUUCGACGUUGACUUCGAUGAUGACAAACGGACGCGAAAACCGAAGACUUCGGCAGUGUGGUACAAAAAUGUCAUAGCUACGAGAAAAUUGGAUCCAAAUUAUACACCAGAGCUGCAAGAUAUAAGCUUUUAG